AAGAUGAUCGACAAGACCCUUGAAAGGGUCUAUGUUCCAGAGUAUCAAGUACUCCAGAACAUCCAAGAGACCCCUAUUCCAGUGAAUGUGAUAUUGUCAAUUGGGCACUCGGUUUCUGUGAAGGGAGAUCAUACAAACUUUGAGAUAGAAGCUUCAUUCGCGGUGGAGGCAUCCGAGCUUUAUCCUGAUGUUAAAUACACCAUUGUGGAUGAAUACCUCAAUCAGUUUGUUUGAGAGUAGAACUCCUCCGGAUAGUGUUUGGUGUUUCACUUUGCGUAGUAACUAUGAGUAAAUAAAUGUUUAGGUUGUUGCGUGAUGGUCUGGACUCAGGAUAGGGUUUGUGGUUCUUGUUUGAUUUCACAAGAUAUGUAUAGCAAUGUGGGAUUUGAUAUGAAUGAGAUAAUUAUAGUUUGGUGGUGGACUAAUAU
Messenger RNA from Telopea speciosissima, 428 nucleotides. RefSeq names its product phenylcoumaran benzylic ether reductase POP1-like. The transcript is spliced from 2 exons. The record is from RefSeq and is a predicted model, not a curated record. NCBI's taxonomy places the organism in Eukaryota, Viridiplantae, Streptophyta, Magnoliopsida, Proteales, Proteaceae. Bases 4 to 234 code for a protein of 76 amino acids.